Molecule: messenger RNA, 1557 nt
Organism: Sesamum indicum (sesame)
Lineage: Eukaryota; Viridiplantae; Streptophyta; Magnoliopsida; Lamiales; Pedaliaceae
Source: RefSeq, a predicted model, not a curated record
AUUUUUCUAGGGUUUCUAAAGUUUGUGAUCUGGAUCAAUUUGUUAAAAUUCUUCGCGCACUUACUGCGGAAAUUAUCCAGGUCCUCUAUCAUCCGAUUAUAACUUGAAAUAUAGUUGGUGAAUUAAGGAGUAACCAACGUUAUCUUUCUGCUGCUUUGAAAUUCACAUAGUUUUGUAGAAUCUUGGUUGAUUUAUCGAAGUAUUUAUGUUUCUAUUCCGUAGUUUCUCGAGAUUUUACCUGGCAUUGUUGUGUGAGAUGAAGAUUUUGCGAGUUCUUUGGACUGGAUUACCAUUUAUUGAUACGCAGUGUAUUUUUCCGAACAAGAUUCCCAACUCUUUAUAAUUGAAGUUUGAUAUCACGUGUUUAUGGUGCUGUUGGAAGUAAUAGGGUCUCUUUGUUGCGAUUGAUUUCAAGCUUUUGUCAUAAGACGAUGUCCCUGUUAUUAAUUUUUCUGUCAUAUGUGCUGUUAUAGGCUGAGUAAAUCCCAAAUGUAUUCAUCGUGUUGAUAAUCAAAGAACAACAGCUCUCAUUGUGGUAUAUCCGUCUUUUGAAGCUAUAUCUAAGAGUAUUACUUCCAUGGGAGAGCAUAGUUCAACAGACAAGCUAAGCCCUGGCUUGUCAGGCAAGCUAAAGAUCAGUGAUGGGGAUGGAAUGAACGAUACAAAUGAUUUGCAGAAAGUUCUUGUAGGGAGAUAUUACAUUGAGGAGGAGGAGGAAGAGGAAGAUGAAUUUUCAGAAGAAGCAUUGUUAGUGCAGAUGGGCUACGCGAAAUCUGAAUCCAUAAGAGAUACGUUAAAAGGGCCGGAAAGGCAAUAUUAUGAUGAGGCAGAAGAGGAAGAGGAGGAGGAUUUAUCAGAAGAAUCAUUACUGGCUGAAAUGGGCUAUCUAAAGAAUGAACCACCCAAACACGAACCAAUUACCGCGCCAAUGGCUGAUCUACAUCUUGUUUCUGCUCUCAAAGGGAGUCGCGAGAAAGAAGGCAAGCCAGCUAAAUGCCGAGUUUCUUGGGCACCAGACGUGUAUGAUCCACCUUCUACAUCUGAGGAACAUAUUGCAAUGAGCAAGACUGAGAGGAAUAAGAGUGAGCAGAAGGUGAAGGGUGCAGCUGGGAAGAACAGGCAAAGGGCUGGUGGCAAAGGGGUGGCAGCAGGUGAAGUCGGAGGCAAGGGGAGUAGAGGUGGAGGCAGCAAAGGAAAUGUGAGAGGAGGGAAGGCAGCAGGAAAAGGUAAGGAUAAGAAACAGGCUAAGAAGCAUGGUGGCAGAGCUAGCAAAUAUUCUGAUUCUGAUGAGUAACAAAAUGUUUAGACUUGGGACGAUGUUGCCAUUUUUUCUCUUUGCAAUUAAACGUAACUAAGCAUCCAUGAUCUUGUAAAGUCAGGUAAAUAUACAUGUUAACUUGUGAUUAGCAGGAAGUUGGCCUGUCCUUGUGAUGGUUCUCAUCACCUUCUGAUGUCUAAGUUCAGUCUUCAGCAUCAUCUUAACUUAUCCUAAACUUGCUGAUUAGAAUACAAUUGAAAUGCUAGGUAUGUUCAAUGCUCCAAUUGGUAUGCAUGAAU